AUGCCUAAAAUUACGGAAAUUUUCUUCGAUUGUGACAACACCUUAGUCCUUUCGGAAGAACUGGCCUUUGAGGCAUGCGCUGACCUCGCCAAUGAGAUUCUUUCAAAGCAGGGCAUUCCCGAUCGCUACACUGGCGAUCAACUGAUCAAGGAUUUUGUGGGACAGAACUUCAGAGGCAUGAUGAAGUCGCUGCAGGAGAAGUACAACUUUCAACUGCCAAGCGAUGAUUUGGAAGCCUACGUCAAGAAGGAAGAGGACAAAGUGAUUGCUAAGCUUGAAGCCAAGGCGAAACCAUGUGUUGGUGCCACCGAGGAAUUGGUUAAAGUCUUUGAAGCGAAGAAGUAUCAUCUCGCUGUGGUUUCAUCUUCUGCUUUGCGCCGGGUCCAAGCCUCCAUCAAGAAGGUUGAUCAGGACAAAUACUUCGAUCUCGAUAUGGUGUUCAGUGCAGCGAGCUCUCUUGAAAAACCUACUUCCAAGCCUGACCCUGCCAUCUACCUCUAUGCUCUGGACUAUGUGAAGAAGACCGCCGCUGAGACUGUUGCAGUGGAGGACAGCAAGUCUGGUGCUCUGGCUGCCGUUCGGGCUGGCAUCUGGACCAUUGGAUAUAUCGGCAGUUAUGGCGAAGAGAUGCAAGAAGAAAUGAGUCAGCGCUUAAAGGACCUUGGUGUGCAUAUCAUCAUGAAGCAUUGGACUGAAUUCCAAAGCUGCAUGCAGUAUAUCGAGUCUCUCCCUCCCAAGGAUUCCGCUCAAUCUUCCAGCCUGUGA
This is a messenger RNA of Penicillium angulare, 765 nucleotides long. Its product is annotated as HAD family hydrolase. The transcript has 2 exons. The record is from RefSeq and is a predicted model, not a curated record. The coding region runs from base 1 to 765 and encodes 254 amino acids. NCBI's taxonomy places the organism in Eukaryota, Fungi, Ascomycota, Eurotiomycetes, Eurotiales, Aspergillaceae.